This is a messenger RNA of Drosophila kikkawai, 7177 nucleotides long. Lineage: Eukaryota; Metazoa; Arthropoda; Insecta; Diptera; Drosophilidae. The record is from RefSeq and is a predicted model, not a curated record.
CAAGUAACAUCGAUGUUUUCACAUCCCUACUUCCAUCACUAGUAAAAUUGCUGGAAAAACGAAAACGCGAAAAAUGAUAGAAAGACCUAAAAUUUAGUUGAUAAAAAAAGUUUAAGCUACGACGGAGCAAAAAGAUUGCGUGCACACAAUAUUCCCGCGAGGACGACUAGAGGCAGCCGAGCAUAAUAAUAAUAGCAGAAUAACAGACGACGACGACUACGAGGAGGAGGAGUUGAAGGAGGAGCCACGCGCGAGUGGUGCAUGAAUCACUCGCUUUUCCCCCUGAGCAACGCCCGCAUCCUGUGCUGAUCCCGAUCUGAUCCAUCCACCGCCGCUGCCACAGCCUCCGCCAUGUCCAGCGACAAGAUCAAAGUCGCCGUCAGGGUGCGACCCUUCAAUCGACGUGAGAUCGAGUUGGGCACAAAAUGUAUUGUGGAUAUGGAAAAACAGCAGACAAUACUGCAAAAUCCACCGCCAUUGGAGAAAAUCGAAAGAAAACAACCAAAGACAUUUGCAUUCGAUCACUGCUUCUACUCUUUAAACCCCGAGGACGACAACUUCGCCUCCCAGGAGACAGUUUUCGAUUGCGUGGGACGUGAUAUACUGGAUAAUGCAUUCCAGGGCUAUAAUGCAUGCAUAUUCGCUUACGGCCAGACAGGCUCUGGCAAGUCGUACACGAUGAUGGGCUCCCAGGAGAGCAAGGGCAUUAUACCGCGCCUCUGCGAUAAGCUCUUCUCGGCGAUAGCCAACAAAUCCACGCCCGAGCUGAUGUACAAGGUGGAGGUGUCCUACAUGGAGAUCUACAAUGAAAAGGUACACGAUCUCCUCGAUCCCAAGCCCAACAAGCAGUCGCUCAAGGUGCGCGAACACAAUGUGAUGGGGCCCUAUGUGGAUGGAUUGUCACAGUUGGCAGUGACUUCGUAUCAGGACAUCGACAACCUCAUGACGGAGGGCAACAAAUCGCGUACGGUGGCUGCCACAAAUAUGAAUGCCGAGUCUUCGCGUUCCCAUGCCGUCUUCUCGGUGGUUCUUACCCAGAUACUCACGGAUCAGGCCACCGGCGUUAGUGGCGAGAAAGUUUCCCGCAUGUCUCUGGUCGAUUUAGCGGGCUCCGAGCGGGCAGUGAAAACGGGAGCCGUUGGCGAUCGUCUCAAGGAGGGAUCCAACAUCAACAAAUCUCUGACCACGCUGGGCCUGGUCAUAUCCAAGCUGGCCGAUCAAACGAAUGGCAAGCGGGGAGGCAACGACAAGUUUGUGCCCUACCGCGACUCUGUUCUCACCUGGCUGCUAAAGGACAACUUGGGCGGCAAUUCCAGGACCGUUAUGGUGGCCACCAUCUCACCCUCGGCGGAUAAUUAUGAGGAGACAUUGUCCACUCUCCGCUAUGCGGAUCGGGCCAAGCGAAUUGUUAACCAUGCCGUGGUCAACGAGGAUCCCAAUGCUCGCAUCAUUCGAGAGCUGCGACACGAGGUGGAGACGCUGAGGAGUAUGCUGAAGCAUGCCACUGGGUCACCGGUGGGCGAUGUACAGGACAAGCUGGCCGAGAGCGAGAACCUUAUGAAGCAGAUCUCGCAGACCUGGGAGGAGAAGCUGGUCAAGACGGAGCGCAUCCAAAAUGAGCGACAACAGGCCCUCGAGAAGAUGGGCAUCAGUGUCCAGGCCAGUGGCAUCAAGGUGGAGAAGAACAAGUACUAUUUGGUCAAUUUGAAUGCAGAUCCGUCCCUCAACGAGCUGCUGGUCUACUACCUGAAGGAACGCACUUUGAUUGGUGGUCGCAGCAUCAGUGGCCAGCAGCCGGAUAUACAACUCUCUGGCCUGGGCAUUCAGCCCGAGCAUUGUGUGAUAACCAUCGAGGACAGUGGCUUGUUCAUGGAGCCAGUGCAGGGUGCUCGUUGCUUUGUGAAUGGUUCAGCAGCCGUGGAAAAGACGCCUCUGCAAAACGGCGAUCGUAUCCUGUGGGGUAAUCAUCAUUUCUUCCGCGUCAACUCGCCGAAGAGCAACAACACCAGCCUGUGUGCCUCGGAGCCUCAGACUCCAGCCCAGCUGAUCGAUUACAAUUUCGCAAGGGAUGAGAUUAUGCAGAAUGAGCUGAGCAACGACCCCAUACAGACGGCCAUUGCUCGGUUGGAGCGUCAGCAUGAGGAAGAUAAGCAGGUGGCUUUGGAGAAGCAAAGGCAGGAGUACGAGCGUCAGUUCCAGCAGCUGCGCAAUAUCUUGUCACCCAGCACACCAUAUGCUCCCUAUGCUCCCUACGAUCCUCUAAGAAUGGGGAAGGUGACACCAAACACGCCCACUUCGCAGAUGCGGGUGGAGAAGUGGGCACAGGAGCGAGAUGAGAUGUUCCGCCGGAGUUUGGGUCAGCUUAAAACGGACAUUAUGCGUGCUAAUUCCUUGGUUCAAGAAGCCAACUUCUUGGCUGAGGAAAUGGAGAAGAAGACCAAGUUCUCGGUGACCUUACAAAUACCUCCUGCUAACCUGAGUCCAAAUAGGCGACGUGGGGCCUUUGUGAGCGAACCUGCUAUACUGGUAAAGCGCCUCAAUUCGGGCAGUCAGAUUUGGACAAUGGAAAAGCUGGAGAACAAGCUGAUAGAUAUGCGUGAGAUGUACCAGGAUCACAAGGAUCGUAUACUCAAUGGCUUGCCCCUAGUUGAGCCAUUCUCAGACGAUGAGUACGAUGACAAGGACGAGGACAGUAGCAAACCGCAGGAUCCCUUCUACGAGUCCCAGGAGAAUCACAAUCUCAUUGGUGUGGCCAACAUAUUCCUGGAGGUUCUCUUCCACGACGUCAAGCUGGACUAUCACACGCCCAUCAUAAGCCAGCAGGGUGAGGUGGCCGGCCGCCUGCAGGUGGAGAUCGAGCGCAUUGCUGGUCAAAUGCCUCAGGAUCGCAUGUGCGAGUCAGUCUCCGAGUCCUCAGGGGAUUCGCGUGACGAAUACGAUGAUCCUGUGGAUCCCUCAUCCAAUCAGAUCACCUGCCGCGUGACCAUCAAGUGCGCCAGUGGCUUGCCCCUCUCCCUUUCUAACUUCGUGUUCUGCCAGUACACUUUCUGGGGCCACCAGGAGAUGGUGGUGCCGGUGAUCAAUGCCGAGUCCACAGCCCACGAUCAGAACAUGGUCUUCAAGUUUGAGCACACACAGGACUUUACAGUGACCAUAAAUGAGGAGUUCCUGGAGCACUGCAUCGAGGGAGCUCUGUCCAUCGAAGUAUGGGGUCAUCGCAGCGCCGGCUUCUCCCGCUCCAAGGGUUGGGAGGUGGAGCAACAGCAGGCCAAGGCCCGCUCCCUGGUGGAUCGCUGGGCGGAGCUCUCCCGCAAAAUCGAGCUUUGGGUGGAGAUACACGAGUUGAAUGAUAAUGGAGAGUAUUCGCCCGUGGAGGUGACCAAUCGCAAUGAAGUCUUGACCGGCGGCAUCUACCAGCUGCGUCAGGGUCAGCAGCGGCGGGUCAAUGUACGCGUAAAGCCUGUCCAGAAUUCAGGCACUCUGCCUAUUAUUUGCCAGUCAAUAGUAAACGUGGCCAUUGGCAGUGUGACAGUGCGUUCCCGGCUGCAAAGACCUCUGGAUUCUUACCAAGAAGAGGACCUCACAGUACUGCGGGAGAAGUGGAGUGAGGCUUUGGGCAGGCGGCGUCAGUACCUGGACCAACAAAUCCAAAUGCUGAUCAAGAAGGAGGAGAAGAACGAGCAGGAGCGCGAACGCGAGCUGAGCCUGGUGCAUCAGUGGGUCUCGCUGACGGAGGAACGUAAUGCAGUGCUGGUGCCCGCCCCAGGGUCUGGCAUACCCGGAGCACCUGCCUCCUGGGAGCCACCAUCUGGCAUGGAGCCCCAUGUACCCGUGCUCUUCCUCAACCUCAAUGGCGACGAUUUGUCCGCGCAAAAUACCAACGAUGAGCUCUCCAUUGCCGGCAUUAACUCCAUUCUGUCCAAAGAGCAUGGCCACAAGUUCUACACUCUGCAAAUCCUGCAGCACCUGGACAAGGAUGUGUGCAGCGUGGCCAGCUGGGACUCGUCGAUGCACGACAGUCAGGCCUUGAACCGUGUAACCGAGGCCAACGAGCGAGUGUAUCUCAUUCUGCGCACCACAGUGCGCCUGUCACAUCCUGCGCCCAUGGAUCUGGUGCUGCGCAAGCGUCUGAGCAUCAACAUCAAGAAGGGUCAGACUUUAACGGAUCGUUUGAAGAAGUUCCGCCUGGUGCGGGGCGAGAAUGCCAUAUGGCAGAGCGGCGUGACCUACGAGGUGGUUUCCAACAUUCCCAAGGCCUCUGAAGAGCUCGAGGAUCGCGAAUCGCUGGCCCAGCUGGCGGCCAGCGGAGAUGAUUGUUCGGCAAGUGAUGGCGAGACAUACAUAGAGAAAUACACUCGCGGCGUGUCGGCUGUGGAAAGCAUAUUGACCCUGGAUCGCCUGCGUCAGAAUGUGGCUGUCAAGGAGCUGGAGACGGCCCAUGGCCAGCCGCUGAGCAUGCGCAAGACCGUCAGUGUGCCGAACUUCUCGCAGGCGGUCAAAGACACCACCAAUACCGGGAGUCAACUCAUAAAUAAACUUACGCAGAUUAUGCGCUUCGAUGCGUCGAUGGAGUCGCUGCUGAAUGUGGGACGAUCCGAGUCCUUUGCCGAUCUCAAUAACAGUGCGCUGGGCAACAAGUUUACGCCAGCAGGUCCCGCCGGAGCUGGAGGAGUCAUCCGGAAUCGUCAUAGCUUCGGAGGCAAAGGUAGCAGCGAUGAUUCCCCUGGAAAAGCCUUUGGCAUUGCGCGUCCAACAUUUUUGAAUCUCAAUUUGAAUCUGAACACUUUGAGAAUCGCGCCAACGAAACCUUCGCCGGCCACCAGCAAGCUGCUGGGCAUGAGGAUGACCACGCUGCACGAGGAACCUUUGGGCGGACAUCGGUCCCUGGACGAGGAGCCCGAGGACAGCUACAGCGACUCGGAGUAUGCCGCCGAGUAUGAGCAGCAGAACAAGAGCCUGGCCACAAGGUCCCGCCUCACGGCCUCCAAGACCAUGGACUCGUUCAUGGAUGUUAGCAGCCACUCGAAUCAUUCGAGCUACUUGAGCUACACGUCCAGUGCCAAUGCGAAUAUGAAGCAUCUGAAUGGAUUGCCCACGCUGAGCAUGAGCUCCUCCACCAGCAGUGGCUAUGGCUCUCAGGCGGUGUCCUGCAACAAUUUGAGCAAUGAGGAUAUUGCCUCAAUGCGUUCCAUGAGCAUUGAUGAGACGCCAGAUUUCGAUCGCAUCAAUUCGAAUUCGCCACCGAAUCGACAGGCACGAGUCAAUCCCUUCCUCAAGGACAUGCCCAAGGCCAAGACCCAAGAGCAACCUUUAGAGCCUCAAGCCAAGAAGCUUCAAGAAACCUUUACGCAUCCAUUGGAGCUUAACGAGUCCAAGGAGAAUGCACAAAGCGACGAGGAUGAGCCUGAGCUGUUGCCAAAGCAUAACAACAACAAUAACAAUAACAACAACAACGUUGACUUGGUCAAGGAGAAGGAUUUACUGUCCUCUGGCCAAGCCGAGCUAACGGAAACAGAGUCCCAGCUCGAAUCACAACCAGAGCUUGCCACAACAGACAAUCAGAAUGGCAACAAAUCCUCGGACGAGACCAGUCACAGCUCCGAGGAGAUGCUUGAAGGCGAUGGCAUUGUCCGGGAGGAAUUACCCGCUGGCAAGGUGAUGCGUCGCAAGAAGUCAAACACGCAACAGCCACCGAUCAGCAGUAACAACAACAACAACAGCCACACAAGCACAAGUCAGGCGCCGCGCAUUAAUCACCGGGCUUCGGUGGCCAAAAUGGAGGGUUUAGCCGCUUACCUGGACUCUAGCAUUAUGUCCAGCAGCACAGAAGUAGAUGACGAAAGCAAGGACUUGGAGCUGGUCCUGCCCGACUGGAUUGUGGUGGGCGAAUCAGUGCUGAUACGUCCAUACAAUACCAGCGGCGUCAUACGCUUUGUGGGCACCACAGAGUUCCAGCCCGGCGCUUGGAUUGGCGUGGAACUGGAUACGCCAACGGGCAAGAACGAUGGCAGCGUGAAGGGCAUACAGUAUUUCCAGUGCAAGCCCAAGCAUGGCAUGUUUGUGCGCUCCGACAAGCUGAUGCUGGACAAGCGCGGCAAGGCGAUGCGGGCCUACAAGGCAGCCGAGAAGAGCAAUAGCAUCAGCAAAGAGAUGAGCAGCUCGAUGACUGGCUCGAUGACACGCUCCAAGAGCCGCGGCGAAUCGCUCAAUGUGGCGGCGGCGCGCAAAUGAUUGUACCCCAAGUGUUCGCAUCAGCUGCAGCGUUGGACUAAUUGCAGGCAAUCAACGGUGGCCACCAGCAGUAGUGCUGUUGGCCAGCCGGCGACCUGCCACAGAUUGCGUGCAACCAGCAGCGCUGCAGAUGCGAACAGUCAUGGCAAGAAGUGCUAUGCCAAUCGACGCUCGACGGCCUUUUAAGGUCCGUAAACCCAAGGAUGACAGUAGCAGUAGCCUCGUCAAGCAACGAACAAUGCGGAGCAUAAUCCACAUGCCAACCCUAUUCUAGCUUAAACUUAAAACUAUUCUCACACCAAGCCGCAAAUGAAAUGCCGUACACUUAACCCCACGCUUCUACAAGUAGUCUAAGGCGCGGUGUCUACAGCAGAACUAAUUACUAAUCUCUGGCUAAACUAAACUAAACUAAAGUUUAAACUAAACGAAAUGAAAGGAAAGGGAAACUAAACUGAAGUUCUCGCACUUGAUCAGAUUCCAUUGUUUUUGUGUUCGUCGUAGUUAAAUGUCGUGUAUUGCUUUUCGAUUUUUGAAUGAAGCGCUUUACUAAUUGAUAUAUAUACAUAUAUAUUUUUGUAAUGGUUCUUUGCCUUUAGUUUAGUUCAAUUGUUUUUUGAUAUAUCAACUUGUGAGCUUAUAUUUUUUAAUUGUUAUCGACUCCUAUAUACCCUAUAUAAAUCAUUUGUAUAUAUAUUUAUGAUUAAGACCUUGCAAUAAUUUCGUUUCUCUCACAUUCUGUUUAGCGCAUUUAUAUACAAAUUAUGAUCAAUACGAAAAUGUUUAGUAAUAUAAUGAGAGAGCAAACAUACAUAUAUCCUUGAUCUUAGUCCCCAGAUCAAGACGCUUCGUUAAUGUGUAAAUUGUAUUAUUUUGAUGUGAUGUAUUUAUAAUUUCCCCUUUAUAUAUGCAUAUGUAUGUAUAUAAAUAAAAUUGAUUUUAUCUUUAA